Mauremys mutica (yellowpond turtle) is the source of this 1779-nucleotide messenger RNA. It is a transcript of the gene GLRX5, whose product is annotated as glutaredoxin 5. The transcript has 2 exons. Lineage: Eukaryota; Metazoa; Chordata; Testudines; Geoemydidae. Bases 6 to 494 code for a protein of 162 amino acids. The record is from RefSeq and is a predicted model, not a curated record.
CAGCGAUGAGCGGUUCUUUGUGCUGGCUGCGCGCGGCCUCGCUGCUGCGGGGGGCCCCGCUGCGGUGGGGCGCGCGGCCCCUCAGCCAGGCCGCGGCCGGCGACGGCUCGUCCCCUGGCGGCGGUGAGGGUGGCCGAGGGUCGCGGGAGUCGGUAGAGCGGCUGGUGCGGGCGCACCCCGUGGUCGUGUUCAUGAAGGGCAACCCGGGCCAGCCCCUGUGCGGCUUCAGCAACGCCGUGGUGCAGAUCCUGCGCCUGCACGGGGUGCAGGACUUCCAGGCUUACGACGUGCUGCAGGACGCCGACCUCCGGCAAGGAAUUAAAAACUACUCCAACUGGCCUACCAUCCCUCAAGUAUACCUUAACGGUGAAUUUGUUGGUGGCUGUGACAUACUCCUCCAGAUGCAUCAGAAUGGAGAUCUAGUGGAAGAGCUUAAGAAGUUAGGAAUCCGCUCUGCACUUUUGGAUGCAGAAAAAGACCAAGACAAAAAAUAAACCAAGCAAGAUAUUUCAUUUUAAAAGAUGGGACUAUAAUAAACAAAACCUUUGACAAUAACUUAUUACCAGAAAAGCCUUACAUGUUAUCUCAAAGGAGGCAUCUUUUUGAACUGACACUAACGUUUGUUUAUCAGUAAACAAAUGGUAGCUCACGGUACAGGUUAUUUGGUAUUUUGGUUUAAGGAUAUUCUGUUGUGAAAAUUUGAUUAUAACCAUUGCACUGUAAUUCAAUGUCUGUGGAACUGAAGUAAACAAGCAGCCUACUUCUACUUGUGUCAAUUCUUCUUGCCUGAGGCAGGAGUAAAAGAAAGAUUGUAGAAUAUUAUUUUUAUGGCUCAUCUGUGUAUAUCACUUGGCUAAUGCUUUGAUAUAUAAACCUAUGUAGACAGUGUUUGUAGCUUUUUUGGUUCUCUUGAAAACACUAUCAAAUAACUGCUGUCAUUCUGUAUGAACACUUGAAGGUAGGACUUCUUGGGAACCUGUAAACUUGUGUAUUGGUUACCUGCAAAUCUGUUUCUAACAAACUGGAGGAAAACAGUCACAUGAGUGAUCUAUGAAAUACACCUUUAUUCCUACAGCUAUAAAUAAAUACAUUAGUAUAAACAAAUGAUACGUUGUUCAUUAUUGCUUUGUUUCCCAGACUGUAGGUUGUAACUACUGAUGGCUUUUGGGAGACUACUGGGAGUUGUGAUUAAAAGGUUUUAAAGUAAUUUAUAUUGUACCUCUGCCAAAAAUGGCCUCGGUUUUUACACUUUGUGAAAUUUAAGUCUCUGUUAUCAGUGGUCAGAUGUGGAAGUUCUAUAAUUCUUCCUUAUAGAGAGUGGAAUAACUUGAAAACCCUGAAUAUAAUCUUAUACUACUUGUCAGCAGCUACAUUCUUUAGCUUUACGCUGACAAAUAUUCAUUCCUAUUUGACUGCUGUGCCACAAAGAGUGUUGUCUUCAAAUAUGAAGUAAACAAAUGAACUGUUUCUUCUAGGUACCAGUAAAGAGCAAGGGAGGGGAUCUACUGGGCAGAUGGCAGAAUUGUUUGCUGGAUUGUCUAUUUUCUGUGAAGUGUCAAAUACCGGUGUUUCUACAAAUAAAAAAGGUCAUACAGUAUAUCUGGAGAAAAAAAUAGCAAAUUAAAGUUAGUAGUCCCUCAAGAACUACUGCUAUUUAGUUUUAUGGGUAAAAGCAGCAUUUAUCCAUGGAUUGAGCAAAUGAUCUGAAAAAUAAUUAUCCUGUGAUUGUAUGAUUGUCUACAUUAUUUUGAUUUAUCAUAAAGUUUCUAAUGAAUUUGA